Messenger RNA from Selaginella moellendorffii, 438 nucleotides. Its product is annotated as GDSL esterase/lipase At4g10955. NCBI's taxonomy places the organism in Eukaryota, Viridiplantae, Streptophyta, Lycopodiopsida, Selaginellales, Selaginellaceae. The record is from RefSeq and is a predicted model, not a curated record. The transcript has 2 exons. The coding region runs from base 1 to 438 and encodes 145 amino acids.
AUGGCAGUGGUCGAUGAUUCACGUAAGUCGCGCUUCUGGGCGAGUCACUUGGUUGUGGUAUUUGGGAUGGGGCUGCACAACAAUCUCCAAGAGGUUUACACCGUUGCAAAGGCCGGGCUCGUCAACUUACUGGUGGAUGCCGCAAAGAGAAGGGAGUCCGAGGCAGAGUUUGCGGCACUUGGAAGCUGGUACCCGGACAUGUAUGUUCAUCCCAGUGAUCCAGUAUGCUCGGGCUUUCUCGAGCACUUCAAGAACUAUCAGUAUAUGCUACAGGGGAAGUAUGCGAGAUUGGCGAUGCCUCACGCAUCCAUCCGGGGCGUGCUCUGCUCCUCCAAAGCGAAGCCGCAUCACCUCAUCCCCUCGGCAAGGCUUCACGUCCCAGCGGAUGAAGGCAAAGCUGCGAGUGCUCGAGACGCUCAUUCUCUUACACAGUGGUGA